Molecule: messenger RNA, 1078 nt
Organism: Schizosaccharomyces japonicus yFS275
Lineage: Eukaryota; Fungi; Ascomycota; Schizosaccharomycetes; Schizosaccharomycetales; Schizosaccharomycetaceae
Product: proteasome regulatory particle
Exons: 2
Coding region: 86-787 (233 amino acids)
Source: RefSeq, a predicted model, not a curated record
CAAGUGUGUAACGUAAGGGUGACACCUAUAAGUAGACACAAGAGUAAGUACAGACGUACUUACUUACAGACCUCCAAGAAUAAGAAUGAGUACAAAAUUGAUUAAAGCUGUUCUCGAAAAUUGCUCCAAAGCUACCCUAGUAGCUAUUCUUAAUGAAUCUCCUGCGGAGCUGAAUAAGAUUGAUGAAGAUCAACGAACUGCAUUCCAUUGGGCAUGUUCAAUGGGAAGUUUAGAGGCAAUUGAGUUGUUUUUAGAUAGAAAAGAUGCAACCAUCAAUGCUCAAGAUGAAGCUGGUUGGACACCGUUUAUGAUCGCUAUUUGCAACAAGAACAAUCCAGAGUCUGUUUUAGAAGAGUUUUUAAAUCGCGAGGAUUUGGAUAUUUCAGCUACUACUCGAGGAGGACAGACCUGCUUGCAUUACGCAGCAACAAAAGGUCGUAUGCGCCUGCUGCAAUUACUCUGCGACCGUAAACCUGAACUCGUUCGUGUAAAGGACCGUCAGGGUCAACAGCCUCUUCAUCGUGCCACUGCAGUCGGUAACGUGAAUGCAAUUAAGAUUUUAUUGUCUCAUAAGGCGCCUUUAAACGCUUCCGAUUCCUGCGGAUACACUCCCUUGCACUUUGCUCUCGCAGAAGGUCAUGUCGAUGCUGCUGUGGAACUCGUGAAAGCUGGGGCUGAUACCUUACGUGUUGACAAGGAAGGACAUACUGCCAUGCAAUGUUGCCCCGAUCGCAUCGUUCUUCAGGAGUUUAUUGCUUCUUGUCAGAACCUAAACUUGGAUCUGUAAUUGUUUUGUAACACUAUGCCUGCCCUAUCUUUCUUGUGUCUUAUAUGGGGCGACAACCAAAACUCAGCUUUCACUACUAGUGACAAGUAACCGUUACGAACCAACGUAUUGAACAUACCGUACCAUCCAAAACUUCUCUACCCAUGACUACUCUUUUUUCUGACGUUUUAUUUUUUGGUAAACCGUGACAGUUAUGUUUAUAAGCAACAAAAAAGUUUUAUGACAAUGAAAUUCGUUUGAUGAAUGAAGGUACAUAUGUUAUCUUAAUGAAAUUAAAUUUGUUAAUAAAGA